Messenger RNA from Saccoglossus kowalevskii, 2523 nucleotides. RefSeq names its product alpha-catulin-like. Gene Ontology annotation, biological process: Rho protein signal transduction; cell adhesion. Lineage: Eukaryota; Metazoa; Hemichordata; Enteropneusta; Harrimaniidae. Gene Ontology annotation, molecular function: actin filament binding; cadherin binding. The record is from RefSeq and is a predicted model, not a curated record.
CAAAGAUGGCGGCUGCUAAGUUCGACUCUAAAAACCUGGAGAUUAAAACCAAGUCCAUUGAGCAGACGUUGGUACCGCUAGUUACGCAGAUUACAACUUUGGUGAAUCAUCGAGAGAAACCCAAGAAAUCAGAAAAGACGUGCAAAGCUGUAUUGGAAGUUGGUAAAGCUGUGAAUAUAGCUGUAAAUCGAUUCACCGCAGUUGGUAAAGCCAUCGCAAAUGAUAACCCUGAUAUUAAAGAUGAAAUGGUGGAUGCAUGUAAAGAAGCCACCACGGCAGGUCAGAAUAUAGCUAAACUGACAAAUAUCCAGUACGAUGACAGCGGACAACCCAUGAACUUUACAGAGAAGAGUUCAAUGGUACGGGCAGCUAGGGGACUUCUUUCAGCAGUUACGAAAGUCUUACUUCUUGCCGACCGAGUUGUGGUUAAACAGUUACUUAAAGCAAAAGAUAAGGUUGAUAGUAGUCUGUCCAAACUAGAGUACGUCAGCAAUUUUACAGAUUUUGUGCAGGCAUUUAGUCAGUUUGGAAGUGAAAUGGUAGAACUAGCACAUCUUACAGGGGACAGACAAAAUGAUCUUAAAGAUGAGAAACAUAGAGCUAAGAUGGGUGCAGCAAGAGCUGUGUUGGAGAAAUCUACCAUGAUGCUAUUGACUUCUUGUAAGACUUCGCUUCGUCAUCCAGAUUGCGAGUCUGCCAAGGAGAAUCGCGAUGGCGUGUUUAGUCAGAUGCGAAGAGCAUUAGCGAUGAUACAGUCCAUAGUGACAGAUGAAUACCCAUCAAGUCUUAACGGUCCAGCUUCUCAUCUUAUUAUGCAUAAUAUACUUAAAGAUUUCACAGAUCUUGUUGAGUCAUCAAGAGUAACACAGGUUGAUUCUUCCAGCAGAGACAAGUUAGUUCGUGCCUUACAUAACAUUAUUGACACUACACAAGAUUUCACGGAUUCUGCCUAUACUUCUCAUGAACACAGGGAAAAGAUUUUGUCUUACUGCGACAAAGCCAAAAUGGAAUUACAUAAUUUAGCAAAACUAGGAGUAGCAAUUGAGAAGAAUGAUUGUCGGCAUCCAACUGAAGACUUAGAAAAAUCCAUUAUUAAAAUGUGCAGAAUAACACUAGACCUUAAGAAACAGGUGCAAGAUACAGCCUUAGAUCAAGCUUCCGAAAUCUUCCAGAAUAACGAAGACCAUGAUAUACUGGGCAUGUUGAAAAAUAGUGGAGUGGCUGGCGAUGUGGACAAAGUGGAAGGGUAUUCUGUUAAAUUUAUAGAACAUUCUGAACAAUUACAAGAGGCAUGUCGACUAUUAAGGCAUAUAUCUGGAAGUGCACCUUUACAAAUAUCAGCAGAACAUGCAGAGAACAAUAUGAAAUUACUCGGCCCACAGACUGUAUCAGCGGCUCAGACACUAGCUAUUAAUCCUACUAGUAAAAUUGCCAAAGAAAACUUGGAUGUUUUUUCUGAAGCAUGGGAACAGCAAAUCAACGAUCUCUCUGUAUUGGUGAAAGAAAUCAAUGAUGUCUGCCAAGGGAAGUCAUGUGAAAAGCAAGUGUAUCUUUCACUACCUAGGCCAGGGAAACAUGGAACGACUUUGAAGUCAGUCUCAGUCAAGCCUGUGAAGCUAGACCCAGAGGAACAAGCUAAAAUUGCCAAGGCAGGGCUGGAAAUGAAACUGAUGACAUCAGAGUUAGAUGCAGACGCUGAUAAAUGGGAAGAUACUGAGAAUGAUAUUGUGAAGAGAACCAAGAAUAUGUCCAGUAUGGCGUAUUCUAUGUAUUUAUUUACUAGAGGUGAAGGACCUUUGAAGACAACACAGGACCUUUUCACACAAGCUGAGUACUUUGCAGAAGAAGGCAACAAAUUAUACAGAACAGUGAAAGAUUUCUCAUUCCAAGUGCCAGAGGGCAGUCACACGAUAGAACUAAUGUCCAGCUUAGAGAAGAUACCGACGUAUUGUCAGCAGCUUCACUUUACAACCAAGUCACCCACCACAGGAAAGAUAGCCACAUUCACAAAGGUUGAUAGUACCAUUAAUGAAACAAAGAAUCUCAUGGCGGCCAUAUCAAGGGUUAUUACAAACUGUUAUUAUCUGGCAACCACGUAUAACUUGACAGUGGCUAACUCACCUAUCAGACAGUGGCGUGGCCCACCCCCACCAAUUAUGAACAUGCAUAUGAAUAACGACGACACAGAAUCCGUUAAGAGCCAUUACAGUACGCACUCAGAAGGAAGCCUAAUGCGUUCCACGGCAUUGCACAACAAACCAAUGACAAGCUUUGGUGCGUUUGAAAGAAUAUAACAUUGCAUUGUGGUUAAUUGUAUUUUAUAGGGGACUGGGUAAUUCAGAUUGUAUAUUAAAAGAAAAUGCUGAUGCAUUAUGGGAAAGUGAUAUUUCAAGGGGAUGGGGUGUACACAGGAGUUUGGGUUUAUGGUAAGAUUAACUUUAUUGAGUUUAAAGCAUUUUACAACUCUUCUACAAACCAUUACAGCAUGUAUAUGUACAUUGAAUUUAAAAUUGAAAUACUAAU